Miscanthus lutarioriparius is the source of this 390-nucleotide messenger RNA. The record is from the annotation of a GenBank genome assembly. NCBI's taxonomy places the organism in Eukaryota, Viridiplantae, Streptophyta, Magnoliopsida, Poales, Poaceae.
AUGGAGGUGGAGGCGGCCAAGUGCGAGUGCUGCGGGUUCACGGAGGAGUGCACGCCGGAGUACAUCGCGGCGGUGCGUGCCGAGUACCUGGGCCGCUGGGUCUGCGGGCUCUGCGCCGAGGCGGUGGGCGACGAGAUCCGGCGCGAGGGCAGCACCAUCACCACGGCCGAGGCGCUCGACCGCCACGUCGCGUUCGCGCGCGCGCCGCGCGCCGCGCCGUCGUCCCGGAGGGCGCCCGCGGAGGACGACCUCGUGGCGGCCGUGGCGCGGCUGCUCCGGCGCUGCCUCGUCGACUCGCCGCCCGCGUCUCCCGCCGCGUCGCCUGCGCCACCACCACAGAGCCGGAAGGUGGCCGCGGGGCCCGGGUGCCCUGACGGAGCCGACGCAUGA